AAUGAGCCCUUCGCCAGGGAGUCAACAACCUAUGAGUUAUCCUUUGGGCAGUAACCCCCAGAGCUUUUACGUGCCCAAUGUUCAUCAGGGUCUACCCACCCUCAUAGUUAUGAUUGUUGUACUCAUGAUUAUAUUAUUAUUCUGCUUCUGGGGAGCACCAGCAGUACGCUCUUUCUGCAAACGAAAGAUUUGCUGCUUUUGUCCUAUGGACGAACCCAACAUGGACCAAGGGUACACAACCUCGCCAGCAACGCCUACAAUAAUCCUUUUACCUUUCGGUCGUAUGCUGGUGGUGGAUCGUCGAAUUUUCACCCAACUCCAGGCCGACUACUCGGGCAUCGAUUUCAUGGAAUUGAGCGCCAACAUGAUCCGAAACAGGCACCGCUUCGAAGGAAGCUCCGCUAGCGUCCUAGAUUCCGAGAGCGCGUACAAGAUGCGCUCCUUCACAUCCAUCAAUUGUUUCCCGCCGUCAUACGAGGACAUUUUCGGCACCAAAAACUGUGAUCUUCCUCCGUCCUACAGCGAGAUCAGCAUGAUGCUGAAAACCAACGAUAAAAAUCCGCCGCGCAGCGCGAACGAGAACGCGUCCGUUAUCAGAAACCGUCUUCUUUGGACCAGCGUUGAAGUUCUAAAGAAAAGCUUGCACAACAUUCAUCAGCAAACUCAAACGAACAUAUCAAGAAACAAUCGAUUUUCUAAAAGUAUGAACGAUCUAGAAAUAUUAGGAAGUAGAUUAGACCGAAGUAGUUCGAUGAAUACAGUAUUAAAUCGUCAUUUUAUUCGCGGCAAGUCUAGUCAAAAACCGUUCGAAAUCGCCAGCACUGAAGCCCUUAACACGUGUAGCACCUCCGACUGUUCAAAUAACAAUAACCACAAUCAAAAUCGCUUUCCUUUAUCACCAAUGCAAAACCUUUCGAACCAACAAGAAACAGUUUUAGAAGCAGAAUCUCAUCGCAUCGAAAUUGUCGAAGAGAAUUUUAUCCCACUUGGAUUAUCACCACCAAAUGACGAACGCAGAAAUGUUAUCGUUUAUCACAACAACAGACGCGACUGCUCCGCGAUAAAUAUCGAAGAAAUAACCGAACGAGAAACUUGCCUUUAAGUUCAUUUAUAGUUAGGUUAUCUAAUACGUGUAGAUAGAUAGAAUAAAAAUAGACAAUUUUGUGCAGUUGCCGAUAAAAGACGUAAUUUUAUAGUUUCGAUUAAAUUUAACAUUAUAUGGAUAUGUAUAUGUAUGUAUGUAUGUAUGUAUAUAAAGCUCAAAUAAGUUAUAUUCUUUUGCGAUAUAAGUUGUUAAUUAUUGUUACGGUCUGUUCACUAUAUUGUUAUCAAUUAUUAUUAUUAUUAUUAUACAA
Messenger RNA from Agrilus planipennis (emerald ash borer), 1355 nucleotides. RefSeq lists its product as uncharacterized. The coding region runs from base 2 to 1102 and encodes 366 amino acids. The transcript has 2 exons. The record is from RefSeq and is a predicted model, not a curated record. NCBI's taxonomy places the organism in Eukaryota, Metazoa, Arthropoda, Insecta, Coleoptera, Buprestidae.